This is a messenger RNA of Cryptosporidium ubiquitum, 336 nucleotides long. RefSeq lists its product as uncharacterized. Bases 1 to 336 code for a protein of 111 amino acids. The transcript is spliced from 2 exons. NCBI's taxonomy places the organism in Eukaryota, Apicomplexa, Conoidasida, Eucoccidiorida, Cryptosporidiidae. The record is from RefSeq and is a predicted model, not a curated record.
AUGAAAGAAGAGAGGCAGAAGCAGGCAGAAACUGUUAGCAACAAUGGAGUUGCGGAAUUUAUAGAGGCUGUGUUUGGAAUUGACCAGAAGAUCAUCCUUAAGAUCUUGAAUUUUACCUGUUUAUUUCUGGCACUUGUUUCCUUCAUAAUGUCCUAUAUCGCAUACCAAUACAACGAGAUGCUACAUCUUAAACUCUUACUAUCCCUGGCCAUAUUAUUGGUUGUUUUUUCAGGGCUCAUUUUUUGGUACAUUCCAAAAUUCGAAGAGCUUCUCAAUGAAUCCAAUAGAUCAACUGGUGAUAUCGCAGACCCUAUUUCCGACAGGAAAAACGAUUAG